This is a messenger RNA of Darwinula stevensoni, 3205 nucleotides long. Lineage: Eukaryota; Metazoa; Arthropoda; Ostracoda; Podocopida; Darwinulidae. The record is from the annotation of a GenBank genome assembly.
AAUUUUUUUUUCUUUGUUUCAUAGGUUGUUGGUAUUUUGAUUUGAAUCCUCAGAACCUUAAAAUCUUAGGGAGGCUAAGCUUGCUGGAACUCUGAAAAAAUGAAGUGGCAAUAUAAGGAGGAGCACCCCUUUGAAAAACGAAGGCAAGAAGGAGAGAAGAUCCGCAAAAAGUAUCCCGAUCGUGUCCCGGUGAUUGUGGAGAAAGCUCCAAAGGCGAGGAUAGGAGACUUGGACAAGAAAAAGUAUUUGGUUCCAUCAGAUUUGACAGUUGGGCAGUUCUAUUUCUUGAUACGCAAGAGGAUCCACCUCCGACCCGAGGAUGCCCUUUUCUUCUUUGUCAACAAUGUGAUCCCUCCUACUUCUGCCACCAUGGGUGCACUCUAUCAGGAGCACCAUGAGGAGGAUUACUUCCUAUACAUUGCCUACAGUGAUGAGAGCGUCUAUGGAAGAGAAUGAACACCAGAGUGCUAGUCAACACUCUUGGGCUCCUCAUUUCACCAAAAAAAAAAGAAAAAAAAAGAUAAACAUGAGAGUAUGCUGGAAGCACCUUAUGUGAAAGUUUCCUGGGUGUCAAGUGGACUGAGUGAUGCAAGAUCAUCAAUCAUUGAAUUGGUAUGAGUGAAAAACAUUUGCCAUGGUUGUGUCUCAUGUGCAACUUUGGUUUCUUUGUGCAGUGUCCAUGCAUAUCUCUCAGCUCCUGGGGUUUAUUCAUUCUCUAUGUCUGCAGAUAUCCAAGAACAAAAUAGUCUUACUAAGUAAAUUUAAGGUACAGGACAUGGCCAAAGAUAAGACCCCGAACUUUGAACUCACAUAUUUCCACUUAUACAAGAGAUAUUUUAAUGAAAUACUGGCCUCAAGUUUAUAUGUUCCCAGUAGACUAUUACAAAUUUGAAUGAAGAUUUGAAUAAUUAAAAAAGAAAAUGAAAAUAGAAUGUUAAUUAGGGAUAUGUUUUGUUCCUUCAGAGAGACAUUACUCCACCUGUUAGUUCCUCUGACAAAGCUAGAUAAUAUGAAGACUCAAAGCAGAUUGUCUUCAUUGAUACCUGUUGACUGAUCUAUCAUUGCUAGGGAAAGAAACUAAUGAACAAAAAUGUUCAGCAAAAGCCCAGCUGAAAGAAUGUCUUCAUUAUAUCCAGCCAAAGGACAAAGGCAUUCCACUUGACUUUCUACACAGGCUCCUGUUCGUGUCCAGUUCCCCACUGCUAAGCAAUCAGAUUUGGAUUACAUUUUGAGUCUGUAGUUAUCAUAGAAGCCUGUGCUUCAUGCAUAUUCCUUGAAAAUAUUUAUAGGAAGAGCUGAUGAAAAGUUCAAACUUCGGGGUUUUUUUUUGCCACAUCCUGUAUAUGCUGCUUCACAACCAAAAAAAGUAAUCCUGACAGGAUGUACUCAUCAGAUGAGUGCUGCACAGUUGCCCAGUUUGCUCGCUCAAAUUAGUGUUAUGAGGUGGGCAUAUUUUCUUCUCUAGUCUUUAUUCUGCCUAUUGUGAUUAAUAAGCCAUCACUCAGAUGGACAAAAAUCAUCAAUGAAUGAAGGAGAGGAGCCCAGAUUUCAGGAUUUUGUCAGAGCCCGUGUCAUCAGACCAUUCAUGAUGCAACAGUGAUGAAUAUUUGUUCCACAACAUCUGCAGGACAGAUAGGAGGUCCAUCUAGGGAAUGAGUUCCAGUCUGAUCAACAUAUUUUCUUCCUCAUUGCUCCCCUUUCCUUGAUCAGAAACAAGAAAACCUGGGUAACCCAUCUGCAAAAGAGCUAUACCAAGAACAUGGCAAUAGAUAAUUCUAUCCCAUGGUGAAGGUGCACCAAAUGAAGUUCAUAUUUCACAGAAACUUGCUCAAAGGAGCAGCAUGACACUUUUUUAAAUUCUGACCUUGCUGCUUUCUUUGUCAAAGAAAAAAAGCUAUCCCCAAGAAAGGCUGCUUGGGACUAAGUGAACACUCAAUAUUUGCUGUGAUGAGGAUUCCAGAUAUACUGGGAUGUGCAUGUAAUUACCCAUUGGCAUACUUCCUUUGCACUCACCUCUUUAAUUCAAGUUUGGUAUGAUCUUCAUAUUUAGCUAUUUUCAUGAAAGUAAGUCAGACAUUUCAUGGCCCACUGAACAAGGAAAGGGACUAAAGUUGCAUUCGGGACACAUUGUAGAUAACUCACUGAUUGUGCUUUUCAAUAUAAUACUGCACGAAAUGCCCAUUCAAGUUACAAAGGAUUUGGCCUACAGUCUGAGUAGUAUGAAUUUGGAAGUAAAAUAUUUUCCUAUAAGUCCAUUUUCAUCAUUUGUUAGACUUUACUACCCAUCACUUCCCGAAGAAACCAUAAUCCAUUGGAGGUGCCACUUGUUUCAUGGCACGCCCUUCUAUUUGGUUUGAUGAAAUUCUGCUCAUGUAAGAAUUGGCUAAUACAUAGUAGCUUUUCUGAAUUGCAAUUAGAGUUUGCCAUUGUAAGUUAGACUAAAUUACUCUAAAUUGGGAUGAAUUUAAGUAGUUGGACAACUUGAAACAGCUGCUGAAUUGCCAUAUUAAUGCUAAUGGAAGUAGAAUUAUAUUUUCUUGCAGUCCAAUGAAAUUUUCCUGUGCUUACAGGCAAAAGUUUUAGCUGUGAGGGGAGCAGUGAUUUCACUUCCAGUAGGAGUAAUUUGCCAAUUGGAGGCAGUUAUAAGUUGGAAUGAUUACAUCUUUGAAGGUGUCUUGCAAUUUGCUGGUAUGGUUCAGUUCGUGAGUUGUGACUGUCAUAGUUAGUCAGGUGUGCAGGUGGUUUGAGUGACUUUUUUAUGGCCUGUUUUAGAGCAGGAGAGUAAUUGACCCAUCGUUAAGCAGCUGCAGAGACCCUUGGUAAUUCAGACUUCUAAAGGUACUAUUAAAGAUCCCAUUUCUACAGUCUAGAUUUGACUGUCACAGUUUCUGUUAUGAUGUUUGUAUUCUGGUUCUUUUGAUCAUGCUACACAUGUGACAGAGAGCUAAUUCAUCUAUUUCAAACCAUCUCUGUAUUGAAUAUCCUGUGCAGCAUUUCUAAGGAAUUUCAUUGUAUCUCUUCCAGAAAAGCAUUGGACAGUGAGACUAGAGUUGCUGUAGUCAUUAUCAUGUAGGCCUAGUCCUUUGACUCAUUCAGCCACUUGGACUUUUCUUUUAUAUUCCUUAUCCUUCAUUCAAGUCUUUCUACAUGGGAACUGGAUUCAUCAGAGGCUUGUAUUGGAAUAAAUCUUGCCAGAAAGACUACA